Camellia sinensis is the source of this 681-nucleotide messenger RNA. The record is from RefSeq and is a predicted model, not a curated record. Lineage: Eukaryota; Viridiplantae; Streptophyta; Magnoliopsida; Ericales; Theaceae.
AUGGAGAGGUUGGAUAGGGCUAUGUGCAACUCAAAUUGGAGAACCAUGUUACCAGAAGCCACAGUCAGGGUUCUUCCAAGAGCCUAUUCUGAUCACUCACCAUUGAUAGUCUACACCCAAGGUAUGCAUUCUCAUACCCCCCUUCAUAGGUCCUUCAGAUUUCAAGCUGCUUGGAUGACCCACCCAGGCCUUAUUGAGGUUAUCAUCUCCUCCUGGACUGAUAUGAAGAAUAACCUCAUUGACUCUACUGACGAGUUCACCCGUAGGGAGGAGGUGUUACGGUUCCAAAAGUCUAGGUCUAAAUCUAUAACUCUUGGUGAUAGGAAUACUAAAUACUUUCAUGUUUCUAUUAUCACCAAGAGAAGGAAACUCAAAAUCAAUUCUCUUAAAGACUCUACUGGCAAUUGGACUAUUGAGGCUGAUAGUCUUAAGCUUCUUAUCCCGGAUUAUUUUCAUAAUCUCUUCAAUAGUGAGCCCAUUAGUCACCUUGAGCAUUGGCACAACGUAGCACCAACCCAUUUCACCCAUGAUGAUAAUGCGGGUAUUCUCAAACCUCUCUGUAACUAUGAAAUUGUUGGAGCUGUGAAGAGCAUUGGUGCUUUCAAAGCUCCUGGUAAGGAUAGUAUCCAGGCUAUUUUUUUAUCAAAACUAUUGGAGUACUGUUGGACCCUCUGUGUGUGA